Messenger RNA from Aptenodytes forsteri (emperor penguin), 4734 nucleotides. It is a transcript of the gene CDH5, whose product is annotated as cadherin 5. Gene Ontology annotation, cellular component: bicellular tight junction; catenin complex; adherens junction. Bases 264 to 2582 code for a protein of 772 amino acids. The transcript has 13 exons. Gene Ontology annotation, molecular function: calcium ion binding; cadherin binding. Gene Ontology annotation, biological process: cell-cell junction assembly; homophilic cell-cell adhesion; cell morphogenesis. NCBI's taxonomy places the organism in Eukaryota, Metazoa, Chordata, Aves, Sphenisciformes, Spheniscidae. The record is from RefSeq and is a predicted model, not a curated record.
AAAACCUUGGAGACUGGAGAGCUGAACACUCCCAAUAUUGCUUAAUGAAAAGAGAAGUGGAUUUUUCUGUUUGAUCUUCAUUUUCUGUAUACUGCUUAACAUUUUGGGAUACUGUUGAUUGUAGUUUGCCUGAUUUGGGAACAAACUGAAGCUCCACCAACUCUGAUUCAGAGGCAUCUGUCCUGGUUGAGGACUCCAUCCACCCAUGAGAUGAAGUUGUAUUUUGUAUCAUCCAGGAGAGACUUUUCUGGAUACAGAAGAAGAUGAACCACCUUAUUCUACUUUUCUCAUUGUUCUUGGCUCCAGCAUUUGCUGACAAAGAAAGUCAGAAAACAAACCAAAACUUUUCUUCAAACAAUGCCAGUCAUAAACGACUGAAGAGAGACUGGAUAUGGAACCAAAUGCAUAUCAAAGAAGAGAUUGAUACACCAUUACCACACCAUGUUGGCAAGAUCACAUCAAGUGUAAGGAACAACAACGCUAAGUAUAUUAUUGAAGGUGAAUAUGCCAACACCAUUUUUAAAGUGGAAGAAACCAGUGGUGAUGUAUAUGCAUUUGAGAGGCUAGACAGAGAAAAGAAAGCAGAGUAUGAACUGACAGCUCUCAUUAUUGACAGAAGGAACAACCAGUCACUGGAACCCCCGUCUAAAUUCAUUAUCAAGGUUUAUGAUAUUAAUGACAAUGUCCCUGUGUUUGUGCAAAAAGUUUUCAAUGGAUCUGUCCCAGAAAUGUCACCAGUAGGAACCUCUGUCACCAAAGUGACAGCUGUAGAUGCUGAUGACCCAACAGUUACAGGUCAUGCCACAGUUACCUACCAAGUCAUUAAAGGAGACGAAUACUUCACAGUUGAUGACUCCGGUGUGAUUUCUACAACAAGGGCUGAUUUAGACAGAGAGAACCAAUCAACAUAUGAAAUUAUUGUUAAAGCAAAAGAUGCACCAGGGUCUUCUGGGGAUUCAAGCACAGCUACAGUCAUUAUCACUUUAACCGACAUCAAUGACAACUUCCCAGUAUUCAAACACCCAUCAUUUCACUUUAAAGUUCCUGAAAACAUUUCAGUAGGAGGAGAAGUUGGCAGAGUCAAAGUAGAAGAUGUUGACGAACCACAACAUAGAAAUACAAAAUACAGUUUUGUCAGAGGAGAUUACAGGGACACCUUUGAAAUCGUAGCAAAUCCAUUCACAAAUGAAGGAAUCAUUAGGCCAAAGAAGCCCCUGGACUUCGAAAAAGUAGCAGAAUACAGGUUUGACAUUGAAGCAACAGAUCCCACAGUUGAUCUUCGUUAUUUUAAAUCCGGUGGCUCUAGGAGCAUUUCAACAGUCACCAUUGAAGUCACUGAUGUUGAUGAGCCUCCCGUCUUCACUAAACUACCAUAUGAAUUUAAAGUAAGGGAAAAUGAUCCAGAAAUAAGAACACUCGGUUCAGUUUGGGCACACGACCCUGACGCAGCUAAACGGAAAAUCAGAUUUAUUCGACGAAGAGCUAGUCCUAAUGGAGACUAUAUUAGGGUAUCCGAUACUGGAAUUAUUCAGCUUCCCAAGCCCCUGGACAGAGAAUUCAGUUCCUCAUACAACAUCACUGUAGCGGCUCAGGAAAUCCUUGAAGAUGGCCAUCUUUCUGACAGAGAAUCACAUGCCCAAGUUCACGUAAUAGUUACUGACGAAAAUGAUAAUGCUCCAGAACUUGUUUAUCCUGAGGAACCCAGAGUGUGUGAAAAUGCUGCACCAGGAAAGGUAAUCAUCAGGAUUUCAGCUACUGACAAGGAUGAAAUAUCACCUAGAGGUUUCUUCAAAUACUCCCUGGCCACAGAAGAUAGCAACUUCUCCUUGGUUGAGAACUACGAUAACACAGCUAAUAUCACUGUCAAAUAUGGACAGUUUAAUCGUGAACUUGCCAAAAUCCACUACCUGCCCGUCAUCAUCUCAGACAAUGGUGAUCCUGAGCUCAGCAGCACAAAUACACUUGUCAUCAGUGUCUGCAAGUGUAAUGAAAAAGGCAACUUCACUUUUUGUGAGGAAAGAGCUGAACAAGUUGGAGUUAGUAUACAAGCACUGGUGGCAAUUUUUAUCUGUAUCUUCACAAUCAUUGUAAUCACAUUGCUAAUUCUUCUAAGAAAGAGACACAAGAAGGAUUUGAGCGGUCUUGGGAGGAAUGUGGCAGAGAUUCAUGAGCAGCUUGUCACUUAUGAUGAAGAAGGUGGUGGUGAAAUGGAUACCACCAGCUAUGACGUAUCUGUACUCAACUCUGUCCGCAAGAAUGGUAUAAAGCUGGAAGCAGUUCCCUCUCCAUAUGCACAAGUCCAAAAGCCUCCUGGAAAUAUAACUUCUGGUGCUGGAGAAAUGGAAAUGAUGAUUGAGGUUAAGAAGGAUGAAGCCGACAAUGACAGGGAUUUGCUGCCAUAUGACACACUUCACAUUUAUGGCUACGAAGGUGCUGAGUCCACUGCAGAAUCUCUCAGUUCUUUGGAAUCAGGCUCCUCAGACUCAGAUAUUGAUUAUGACUUUCUAAAUGACUGGGGACCCAGGUUUAAAAUGUUAGCUGAGCUGUAUGGAUCAGAACCAAGUGAAGAUUUUGUGUAUUAAGUUCAAAUUAGCCAUGAAUUUUCUCCCUCCCACUACAGAUAGACAUCAAGAGCCUGCCAAUGGCCAAAGAAGAACUCACAGCUCUUCACCCAAGCCAUACCAGGAUUUCAAACAGCAGUAGGGUUAAAAAGAAACACACAGAUCACAUACAUUGACUUCCCCCAGCACUGCUAUCCUUGCUAAUAUUCAGUUCUUUCCCCAAAAUUGCUGCUCGAGGACCUGCUCGAGUCUUCUAGGACACAACUCCUCCCCCUAUCCAGAUAGACACUUCUCCUUAAAAAGUGGUUUUGUCCCCAGUUUCUCGCUCAUUCCUCUCCUCCUGUACUGUUUUCAUCAACCUGCAUUCAAGGUCACCAUCCACUGGAACAGAGGCGUUCGGUGGCUUUGGGAAGGAAUGUUUUGAAUAACCUCCUGUAUCUCUAGCCGGCUGGUUUGCCUGGCCCUCUUGUAACAUCUUUAUUGAUAUUCCACGCUUAUGCUUACCCAGCAGAGGAGAGGAGGAACAUAUGGUCUAUCACUUAAUAUUAGAAAUUAUUCCAUCACUUUCAAAAAAAGGCAUGAUUUUUCUUUCUUUCCAAUCUAUUAAUUAUUCUUGCUUUAUAGUCUUCUACUACAUAUAUGAGUUACUAAAGAUAAAAUUAGACAGGAUUUUUACAUGCACAAUCUGGUUUCAUCUGUCAUUUUUAACAGCCUGAUGAUGAUUUCAGGCACCUUUCUGGCGUGCUAGAAUUUGCUCUAGCUAGCAGCAAAAUUGUUUUUUCUUUCUGUAAAUGGGAUCUCGGCGUUACUCAAUGGAACAUAUCCUGCAGGGCAGGAAAUGUGGAGAUCAGGGGAAUGUUAAGACUCCAAUACUGUAAAUCUCUCUAGAUGGCAACAUAGGUCUCUCUAGAUUUCUAAAGAGGUUGAAUAGGUUUUUUAUUCAAUGUUAUUAAAGCAAUUGUAUUUUUUUCAGGGACAAACAAAUGAAGGGCCUCAUUACUGUGAAACUGUUUUGAUUUUUUUCUAAGCAGGUACUGUAAAACAGGUAUUUUCCACCUAGGAAGAUAUUGUAGACUUCCAAACCGGAAUGCUACACACCCACACAUUUUUCUGCAUGAAAGAACCGCAAAUAUAACUAAGGUUUUGGAGUUGCAACUACUAUGUCCCUGGUAAGCGUGCGUUUAGUUUCUCACCUGACGAAGAGCCACAGAAUGAAUAGAAUGAAACUUCGCAUGCAGGAAGUCACCCAGCCAAAUACAUUUUGUAAAAAGCAGGUCUCUUAGGACAAUGGCCUGUCUCUGGCUUCUGGCAAUGCAGAUUCCCGUUGCCUUCAACAGGAACAGAGGCCUACCACACAGAUACUCAAUUUUGCAGAAUCCGUGCUGGAGCUGUAUAUAUUAGUUUAGUUGAUUCGAUUAUUUAAAUUUGGUAGCUAACCAAAUAACACUAAAUCUUUUUUUUUUUUUCCUAAACCAGUAUAGUGGAACCUCAUAAAUUUGCUUUUCACUUAUUCAUGUCAUCUCUAAUUUACACUCCCUUUCUCCAAAAUGCUUUCUUGGCAGGAAACAGCAAUGCAUUAUAAUAUGGUCUCACAUUAGUCCUCACUAUUGUAAAAAGUUAUCCAAUACAAUACUUAGCUGGACACUAACACCCUACUAUCAUCAAUAAUGCAAUCACUCAAAUUUUCAAAUAUGAACUAAAGGAAAACUAGGUAGAAUUCUGCCCAUCAGUCAAAUCAGCUUUGGAUCACAUCCUUUAUAAAAGAAGUACUUUUGGGGAUGACAGCCUUGGUUUUAUUUUUAAUGUGCUCAUUCUCUUCUGUUUUUCUUAAUCCAGUCAACAAUGUAUGCUAUUGAGGUUUCACAUGUUAGUAUAUUAUAAAGAAUGCUAACUAAUAAUACUUACAGUUUAAGGUUUUCAUCAGUAACUAAGGUAUUGGCUAUCAACAGGUAAAGUUAGUCAUAAAAUUAUUUAGUGCAGUAAGUAAAGUACUUUGGUAAGCAUCAUCCAGAUAGUAUUACCUGUAAUCACUAUUUUUAAGCCUGUUUUAUAAAGCUAUUUUAAGGAACACUGUAUCAAUUUCACUGCAUAAAGAUGUUUGCACUGGAUAGUUUCUUUUUAUAUUCCUGUACUGUAUUUUUUUUUUAACUACAUAAAAGCCAAUCUCAAGUUU